Messenger RNA from Emiliania huxleyi CCMP1516, 695 nucleotides. RefSeq lists its product as hypothetical. Lineage: Eukaryota; Haptophyta; Isochrysidales; Noelaerhabdaceae. The record is from RefSeq and is a predicted model, not a curated record. Bases 1 to 432 code for a protein of 143 amino acids. The transcript has a single exon.
AUGUCAUCAGUUGCGCCCGCUGCUUCAUUCACCGCGGAGACUCUCCCCGCGAACCGCAACGCGGAGGCCGGCUCGCCGGCAAGCCGGGUCGCAGCGAUCGAGGUCGCUGCGGCGAGAGCGAGAGGGUUCACUCGCGCUUCAGCAGGCGAAGAGGCGUGGCUUCCGUUCUCGCCUCCCACGUCGCUGCCGCCGUCGCCACGCUCGGAGAGCCCGACCCUCUUGCGCCGGCCGCCGACCGACUUUGGCACGCCCACACGAAAGCCACCUGCGAGUCGAGGUGACGGAGUCGAAGCGGUGCUGAUCACGCCGGCGGCCGCGAAACCUGCGAACCACUCUCACGGGAAUCAGGCCGAGAAGGAGCGAGACCAGAGCUCCAAGAAGUCCUUCGCUAACUCGGACCCGGCGCUGAUGGCCAACGUGCUCGGCUUUUGAAGCACUCACGGCUAUCAUGUCUGUGUACGAAUCUCACACAUGUCGACUGAGGCUGUCCUGUAUGUAUCAUACAGCAUGCCGCCCUCUGCGUCUCCUAGCUUUACGUCGACGUCGUGCGUGUGCGAUGUGUUGAUUGUGUUGCAUUGAUUGUGUUGAUUGUUGUGGCUUGUGCGCGCCCACGUGGGGCGCGGACUGUGGGGCCUGGGUCUGCGGCGCCGUCCGUUGAGGCGCAUGUGACGAAAGCGCUGAAAUCCUCCCAGUUC